This is a messenger RNA of Megalobrama amblycephala (Wuchang bream), 1988 nucleotides long. RefSeq lists its product as uncharacterized. Lineage: Eukaryota; Metazoa; Chordata; Actinopteri; Cypriniformes; Xenocyprididae. Bases 494 to 1543 code for a protein of 349 amino acids. The record is from RefSeq and is a predicted model, not a curated record. The transcript has 7 exons.
CCUUUUUGAGCUCCACUUAUAUUAAUAGAUGUUUUCAGUCACUAACAGCUGAUCCAAACUCAGUACAGUUAUUUACUGUUAACAUCCCAUAAAAAUAAAACUUAAUUAAACAGAAUCAAUACUAAACACUCAAUCAUCUAGAGAUUUAACAAAGCAGACUAACAUCUUAACCAUUAUAAUUUCAUAUUUCAAUGAUAACCUGAAUCAGAGCAAGUUUUCCUUUAUGAUUUAAUUAUUGGUCUUAUAUACUGCAUGAAACAUGUACAUCUACUAGAUAAUCUGAAUAGGACCAGCCCUGCCUUCUUCCUUGUUCUACCCGCUUUUGCUUUCCUGUUGUGGUUUAGAAUGGCUAUUUUUUUACUGAGGUGACAGUUUCGAGUGCAUUAAAGUGUAUAAUAUAAAGAACGUCUACAGAGUUGAACGGUUUUAUUAAUGGUUAUAAAUGAUAAUAAAAUGCUAAUUUAGCUCCAAAAAGUCUUACUCCUGACUUACGAUGCCUGGAUGUUACAUUUAUGUCUGGCUGUUUCUGUUUGCUGUAUUUGCUGAAGACAUUCCUGAAGUUAAAGUGGAGACGGGCUUAUAUAGUCGUGUUGAGCUCACUGGAAACAAACUUCAAACAAAUCAAUAUACUGUUGAGUCAGUGGAAUGGACCAAACUAAAAAAUGGACCACAAGUGUGUCUUAUAUUUGUAAACAAUGGUACCAAUGGUAUCAAAUUCUAUGGCGACUGCCGUGGAAAGGCUCAUUUCUAUUUGAACAAUAACACCCUCAUUCUGGAAAACGUGACAGCACAGGAUGAAGGAGUCUUCAAGGAAACUAUAGUUAGAAGAAAUGGAACUAAAAAAAUCCAAACCUUUAAAUUAAUUAUUCAAUACCCACCAAAUGCAACAGAAAUAGUGCUCACAUGGAACUCCAGCACAUCUGUGACUCUCAAAUGUGAAGUGAGCGGGUCAUUUCUGUAUCUGAUGUGGAAGAGAGAAAGAGUCCCUGUUCUAGAGAAACACAGAUACUUAUUCAGUGAGAGGAAUCAAACUCUAUACAUCAGCAACAUAACCAGCUCAGAUUACGGGACGUACAGCUGUGUUGUUUCAAAUGCAUAUGGAGAAUCAGAACAGCACAUAAAUAUUGGUGAGAACUCAACUGUUAACCAAGGAAAUGGUACUAGUGGUCAAACUCAGUCUGGUCAGAAACUGCUUUCAAGUGGACUUACACUCAUUGGUGUUGUUGGAUUGUGCAUCAUGUUCUACGGCCUUUACAAAUACCAUCACAGGCAAAGAGCAGAAAAUGGCAGAACUACAGAUGAAGGGGAUGCAGAUAAUAACACUGGAAUUUAUCAGGAAGUGUCUGACUUUCAACAGAUGACUCCUUUGCCAUACGUCUACACAGACUUCAUUAAGCCGAAAGAGCCCAAUCAGUCCUCUGCUGCAACACAACACUUUGAGGACUUUGGUUACUCUGAGGUUGGACCCACAUGCAUGGCAGAACCAGAACUUCAGUAUUGUCAUGAGCAGUUCACUGCGUGUCCUGAUACCGGAGAGGAAUGACAAAUAAUAUAAGAGACUACAAAACAUGCUGGAGUUAAAACAGUCAGCGAAAACUAACACACUUUCAUAUUCAUGAAUCUGGUGCAGCACAACUUACAAGAGCAUCAGAGUCAGACAAGCAGGAGAAAAAUACAUGUUUACAUCCUCAUCAACCACCAGAUGGCAGCAAAAAAAGCUGAAAACAGCAGUUCGACCAUGUACAACCAUAACUGUUUCUGAUCCUUAAAAACACAAAUAGCAACAAUUUGGAUGGACAAUCUUCAGAAUAAUCGUUUCAGUUACAUUCAAUAAGCAUCAUUCUGAAAAAGAACAGAAGAAACUUGUUUUCUUUCUUGCACUUGGUACUGGAUAAUGUAGGCUACACAAUGAACACUCAGUGCUGGUUAAAGACAUUUGGAGGUCCUGCGCACCAUUUCCCUCUUAAUAAAAAAGCACUUGAAACAAA